AUGGCACCUGCACAAGCGACCGACGCCGCGCGGGUGCGCAUCGCCAUCGCGUUUGUCGCGUUGAAGUACAAGCCUGCUGCCAUGGGUCUCGCAGAGUACGUGCUCGACCUGUGCGAGAAGUUCCCGAGCGCGGGGCAGGGGAAGGGGGCCGAUGCGUGGCUACGGCGUGCGCUGGAGCUGGAGGGUUGUGUCAGAGAGCUGAAGGGGAUGUACGAGAGUGAGCAGAUUAAGUGCGCGGCCCUUGCGGCGAGCGUAGGGAGCAGUGAGGCCUCUGCGCCGACGCCUGCGAGUGCCCCUCCGCCAAAGAAGAAGCAGAAGAAGAAUCCGAAAACGCAGGCGGAGGGCCCGCGGAUGGACCUGGCCGCUGUGAUUAGUGGGAUAUAUGCUAAUGUACCUACAGCCUCGCCCUCCCCGGGUGUGUUGCCCGCUAUGCGACUACUGAGCUCCUUAACCGCCGACGAUGGGCCCAGGUCUCCGGAGGCUCUGAUGCUGAUAGCUGCUGCGAGCGGGAGGGCUGUGGGCGCGCUGGGCGAUGUGCUAUCUGGUGUGCUCUCCGGGAACGCAAAGACGGUCGGGGCGAAGCAACAAGAGACUCUGCAGAUGAUUUGCAGGCUUACGGGGCACGUGCUGUCCACGGGCGUCUCGAUGCUGGUCGACAAUGUGCCCAAGACAGGUGCCAAGCGACGGGCGAAGAGGGCUGGCCGUGACCUGGCGGGUGCUGUCGACGACAUCCUGGGAGCGCUGCUUUCUCGCAUUCUGGUGCCUGCAAUCCGCGGCUUUGCAGUGCUGUCUCGGAUGCACAUCAAGAGCUUCUGCGGGGCGGGAUCGACGAAGCGGACGAAGAAGGAGCUGGCUGGGAUGGCGGACAUGCGCGCGGACGUGCUCUGCCUGGUGGAGACGGUCCUCGCUGGUCUAGACGGCGGACUGGCGGGGCUGGGGGACGUGAGAGAGGGCGUGGCGCUGGCGGUGCUUGGGGAACUCGACAGGCUGUAUGCGGAGCCGAGCUCGGGGGAUGGGGCGGGAUGCGCGGCGUCGCGUGCGGAUCGGGUGGAGAAGCUCGCGAGGAAGGACGCGGUGUGGUACCUGUGCGGCGUGCUCGGGCUCGUGUCGCGCGCGCUGGGGCACGUGCUGGGCGGCGAGGGCGGGGUGCUGCGGGAGAGGAUCGCCGGGGCGCUGGAGGUGAUCAUGAAGCGAGUAGACGGCGGUCCUGAGAGCGGAGUGCUGCUGGCUGUAUUCGAGACGGCGUGGCUAGAUACUGGCAAGCGAUGA
Messenger RNA from Gloeophyllum trabeum ATCC 11539, 1269 nucleotides. RefSeq lists its product as uncharacterized. The transcript is spliced from 5 exons. Bases 1 to 1269 code for a protein of 422 amino acids. Lineage: Eukaryota; Fungi; Basidiomycota; Agaricomycetes; Gloeophyllales; Gloeophyllaceae. The record is from RefSeq and is a predicted model, not a curated record.